UUUUUGAAUUUUUACAUGGCAACCCUUUACGUCGUUGUCAAAUGUCACUUCUAUUUUAAUUUUGCACAUAAUUGUAACCUAGCUUUCUGUUUCCACGCCUUUUAUAAAAGUUGAUCCUUGUAUUUUGAAUUUUCUUUAUUACACUAGUUGAACCAGUUAAUUUUUUAUAUUUUACCCCAACAUUUUGGUCCUUCAGACAACCGAAUAGUUUUAAUACUAGAAUACAAUAUUUCAAGGAUCGAGAGUCGAAGGAAUCGCCAAAAGGGAUAUCGUUUUGUCAAGCAAGUUGCCGCCAUCGAUGUAUAGUUGCCACGCAAGCUGUGACUGUUCUUCAGUGCGGACUGUUCUAUAGUUUCAGCUAAGAAUCUAGUGAUUGUGAUAUAGUGUAUAGGCUUAUCGUUCGCUUCCCGGGAUGGCCGAGGAAAAGGAGCUAAUUAAGAGACGGGCCAGUUAUAAAGGACGGUUAACAGCCUUCUCUAAUUAUCUAAAUAGUUUGAACGACUCAUUAAGUCAAAGUCAGCUGAAUGAGCUGCAGUUACGAGUAGGUAAGAUUGAAGCCCUAUAUCAAUUCUAUGAUGAAAUUCAAACCAAGUUGGAAUGUUUGGUGGACGACAUGUCAGUGCAGUUAGCAGAAAGAAAUGAAUUUGAAACUUUAUAUUUCUCUUUAGUUUCAAAGUCACAACAAAAAUUAGCCAAACAGUCAAAGGAUAGUGACAAUUUUAGUAAUCAUUCUUCGUCAGCCACCAACAAUCACAACUUAGUUAAGUUGCCUACUAUUCAACUGCCAAAGUUUAGUGGUUCAUAUGAGAACUGGUUAGAGUUUCAUGACACCUUUACAAGCCUCAUUCAUUGCAAUGAUAAUAUAGAUAAUAUAAACAAAUUUCACUACUUAAGAGCUUGUUUAGAAGGGACUGCAGCCGUCGUCAUAAAGUCUAUUGACUUCUCCGCUGAUAAUUACUCUGUAGCCUGGAGCCUACUUUGUCAACGAUUUGACAACAAGAGGUUAUUAAUUCAAAAUCAUGUUACAGCACUGUUUAAUAUUGAUUCUAUUAGUAAAGAGUCGUCUCAAUCGUUAAAGCGUCUUGUUGAUCAGGUAAAUAAAAACCUGCGGGCCUUAGAGUCAUUAGGUCAAUCUGUAGAUAAUUGGGAUGUAUUAUUAAUACACAUAUUAACUCACAAGCUAGAUACUAAAACUUUUAGAGAAUGGGAAGAACAUAAAAGUCGGUUGGAUAAAGAAAUGCCUAUUACGUUGAGUUCAUUCACCGAAUUUAUUAAAAUACGGGCAGAUUUACUUGAAACUUUAGAAUUGUCUCGCAAUCAUCAUUCAUUAAUGAAACAUAAUACUAACAAUCAGCAGAAAGUCAAAAGCAUGGUGUGCAACACUUCGCCAUCAAGGUCCAGCAUAGGCACCACUUCGAGUGACUCGUCUCCAUCCAGUUCGCCAUCCAAGAAGUGCCCUAAGUGUUUUGGUGAUCAUUUCUUGAGCAACUGUUCCCAAUUUUUGGAUCUCAGCGUUGAGCAAAGACGCUUCUCAACUCGCCUAUGGUAGUUGCGUGUACGUGCGGAGUGCAAACGAUCGCGGUGAAGUUCUCGUUAGUUUG
This is a messenger RNA of Maniola jurtina (meadow brown), 1601 nucleotides long. RefSeq lists its product as uncharacterized. NCBI's taxonomy places the organism in Eukaryota, Metazoa, Arthropoda, Insecta, Lepidoptera, Nymphalidae. The transcript has 2 exons. Bases 413 to 1549 code for a protein of 378 amino acids. The record is from RefSeq and is a predicted model, not a curated record.